Molecule: messenger RNA, 3311 nt
Organism: Spodoptera frugiperda (fall armyworm)
Lineage: Eukaryota; Metazoa; Arthropoda; Insecta; Lepidoptera; Noctuidae
Gene: l(2)41Ab
Product: coiled-coil domain-containing protein 40
Exons: 19
Coding region: 112-3225 (1037 amino acids)
Biological process (GO): axoneme assembly
Cellular component (GO): cytoplasm
Source: RefSeq, a predicted model, not a curated record
UUCGCUGACAUUUUUUGAUUAUCAAUUUUCAUUUUCAAUCGGGUGCUUAAAAAUAUUGUCUUUAAUUCUUACAUUGGUUUUUUAAUAGCUUAUAAAGUGAAAGCAACCAAGAUGUCGGCCAAGUCGGAUUCUGUGUCGUGUGAAUGCACGGAUGUGAAAGAAACCGAGGUGUCGGCCAAGUCGGAGUCCAUGCCGUGCGUGUGCACGGAGGACAGUACAACUGAGGAAUCUCUGGUCAGCUUGCACUGCGAGUGUCCUCGGGAUGAGCACGACAUCGUCAUCCACGAGGAAACAUGCCUCUUGUACAGGAGUGAGAAGAUCACUUUCUUUCGCGAUCCGACCUGCGAAUGUGACCCACCGAUGGUGGGGGCAGGAGACUGUCCGUGCUGCAAGUGUCCCCUCGACCAAUGCCGCUGCAAUAUGGCCGGACGAGAAGCUUUUGACGAAUGGCGCGCCAACCGCGGAAUAGAUGCGAUGCCAGCGGUGCUGGAGGCGACCCAUCCUCUGAUGCAGAAGUUCCAGGAGACCCUCAAACAGUUUCUCAUCAAAGAGAACGCACUGGCUGAAGAACAGAUUCUCAACCUUCGUGAAGAAUUGAAACUACAAAAGCAGGAAUAUGAUAAGGAGCUGGAAGCCAUCUACAAGAGUGACCAUGACACCAACGCGCAAAGGCUCCUUAUAGAAGAAUACGAAAACAGUCUUGCUCAGCGCACCCUAGAGCGCGAAGCCGCAGAGAAGCGCGCCCGCGAGGCACAGGAAAAUCAUAAGAAGGUCAAGGCUAAGCUGGAUGAAGAUAUAAUUAGAGAACGUGAAGCUACACAGGAGAUGGAAGCCCUGAAUGCGUUGUGCCGGCAGUUGGAGGCGUGGCGCAACGAGACCGACUCCGACCUGACCGUCAGCCAGCGCAUGUCGGACAAGAUGAGGGCUGAGAAGCAGGCCAUCGCUGCUGAGAAGAGGCGACUGGAUAUGUUUCUGUUCGGCUUGAGCAAUGAAGUCUGGAAGCUGGAGUCCAGGCUGGAGAUGUUCAAGAAGCAGUUAGAGAUCAAGAACACGGAGAUGGAGAAAGUUAACGAUAGGGUAACUGCAUACGCAGCUGAGCUUGAUGACCUGGAACUGGACAAGCGUCGCCUGGUCUCCUUGUGGAACUCCGUCAUUGUGAACAUCGCGCAACGUGACAAGGUCUACGACUCCGUCCGCGAUGAUUACAACGCCUUGCAAGACAACUACCGCACACUGAUCAACUCUCUGGACAUCACGAAGAAGAUUGUGAUGGAGGAGAUGAACAAGAGCAAGGAGAUCGCCAUGACCAAGGACAAGCUCAUCUACGACAUCGAACACGCUACUAAAACUCAUGAUGUGGAGUUCGCAAAACGGCAGACGUUAGAAGCACUAAUCCAAGAAUUGACCGAGUCUAUUGAAAUGACGGAACGCGAUCAAGAGAUGAUUAAAUCUGAGAAUCAAACAAUGCGGAAUAUACUGAAAAGCACGGAGAAGGAAUUUGACAGGAGGGCGGAGUCUAAGAUGAAGCUGGAGAAUGAGAUCCUGCUGAACCUGCAGGAGUGCCUGCUGAACGACAAAGCUGUAGAGUCCAUGGCCAAUGGUAUUAGGAAGAUGAGGGAGAUGUCGAGGAAACAGGAAAUAUCCCUAAUGACAAUGGAGAACCAGCACGCUCGCAUACUCCUGGAAAUAGAGAUAAUGCGGAACCGUCACGCGAAGAAUGCGGCGGUGCUGCAGGAGAAGCAGGCUCUGAUGAAGCAGAAGGAGCAUGAGAUAGAUCUGCUGCAGGCGGAGUAUGACAACAAGCUGUCAGUCCUGAUGAGGAAGCAGCGAGAACAGGACAUCGUCAUAAAGAAAUUUGCCGCUUUGAAGGAGAUAUUCGAUAUGAAGUCCCCUCAAGAGCGUCGUAUCGAGGGUCUGGAGAAGCAGAUCAAGUGCCUGCGGGAUCGCACGGAGGUGAUGCAGCACGAGUGGCUGAGGCAGCAGGGCCACGUCGUCAAACUGGCAGACCAGCACCACAUCAUGGUCACCGACAUCAACCUCAUCAAGAAACAGAUCCAAAUCUGCGAGCAGAAAAUAAUGCGUAUCCAAGCGGAGUCGGACACGGUGAUGGCAGACAGGAACCGCGUGGAGCGCUCGCUGCGGACCUUACGCGGGAGGCUGGAGGUCCUGGAGCGCACGCGCAAGGACGCCACCGAGAGGAACGAAAACGCGCAGAGAAGCAACCUCGCCAUAUCACAUGAAUACGCUGCUAAUCUCAAGGAUGCCGAAACCGAAAUAAUCCAACUGGAAGAGGAAAUAGAGCAGUUGGACAAAGAGAAGAUGAAUCUCACACAGGAGUUGGAUAGAGUGCAGAGGGAGGCACUCAUUUGGCAGAGGAAGGGUAUAUUAGCAGUAGAACUGAAGAAAAACAUAGCGACUGCGAAGUCUCUGAGUGGUGAAAUAGGACAGAUGAGGUCUGAAAUACAUAGGAUGGAGGUCCGUAGAGAACAACUCCGUCGCACUAGUGAGAAGCUGGCCGAUGACUUGGCACUGUUCGUGACGCGGCGAGACACCGCCAUGGAGAAGACGAGGGCUGCUGCAGCCGUCGAGAAGUCCCACGGAGGUUCCAACACUUCGCAGUCUACUUACCAUCACAAAUUGAGACUUGCUAAGUCUGAUGUUAACAGAGUUUCUAAGGAAAUAACAGACGCGAAAGCCCAAAUGGAGCAAUUGAUGAAGGACCAGGAACGCCUGGACCGCGAGCUGGCCGAGACCAACGCUAAGAACUCGCAGAUGGAGGAGCGCGUCGCGGAGCUCAUUAAGGAGACCAUGGUCACCGAGCGGACCAAACAUUGGCUCCUCGAACGAGUAGUCAGGGCGCAACGCUUCGGCACUGAGCUCGCCACCGCUAUAAAGCGGCAGUCAGUGCGCUGUAAGAAGCCGAAAGACCAAGUGCUAGCAGAACACGAGCAAGCGAGGAAGUUGAAUGAACGGCUGCGGUACAUUGUGGGGGUACUGGAGAACGAGCACCCACACCUUGAGGACAAGCUGGAGAGUAUAUCCAACACCUUGAACAUAUUCUCUCCAGGAGGGAGCCCCCGCCUGGCUGCCUCCGAGACCUGCGCCAUCCUGAACGAUGCCUUCGUCCUAAGUGAUAAAGACAUUCUUGAUGCCGCCAAGGCAAGAAUGGGAAUGGUUCUUGAGGAGGAGAGCAGCCAACCUGAAGAACUGCAAGAGCAGACUUGAAUCCAGUUAUUUAUUCUCAAUUUGUAAUCUUUAUUGUGUUUUGUGUGAUAUGUGUUGUGUAAUAAAUUGUGUUUUAAAUGAAUAAA